Molecule: messenger RNA, 1504 nt
Organism: Tupaia belangeri chinensis (Chinese tree shrew)
Lineage: Eukaryota; Metazoa; Chordata; Mammalia; Scandentia; Tupaiidae
Gene: RAB36
Product: RAB36, member RAS oncogene family
Exons: 13
Coding region: 547-1350 (267 amino acids)
Molecular function (GO): GTPase activity; GTP binding
Source: RefSeq, a predicted model, not a curated record
UCUAGCUUUCAAAACGAAGCUCUGCAGAAACCACUGGGUCAAAGAACCCAGCAAGCUGUUGUUACUAAUUCUGUGAUUUAGAAGCAGCGUCUCAUCUGAUCCUCAGGACUGUGAGGCCAGAGGAGUGGCGAUUUUCACAUCCAUUUUACAGGGGAGCAAACUGAGGCUGCGAGCAAUGAAGAGGUUUAUUUGCUCAACAUCACAGAAAAGAGUUGACAAGCCUGGCACCCCAGAGCUCCAGGGACGGGGCUGUGACUUUCUGAAUGCUACCACGUUUAGUGGACGGACAAGUCCCAGCCCUGCAGGAAUCUACUCUAGUCAAAGCUCCGCCUAGACUCCAGGGAUCGCGGCCGGGAUCGCGGGUGCUGGCUACGUGCGAGACUCUCAGCCGUCAGCCCCGCCCAGAGCCCGCCCCCGACGUUCAGGAUUCGUCAGACUCCUGCCAGUCCAGGGUGGCCCUCGUUGCCAUGGUGAUCGCUGCCGCGAGCCCAGCCGGACCAGGCCGCGCGGAGCCCACAAUAUUGGCAGUCACGGGACUCUGGAAGGAUGAAGUCCUCCCUGCCGCCUUUGGGGCCCCCUGUGAGUCGGGACCGUGUCAUUGCCAGCUUCCCUAAGUGGUACACGCCAGACGCCUGCCUGCAGCGCAAGGAGCAGUUCCACGGACAGGUCAAUGAAGCCUGCCAGCACAGACACACAGGAACUGUCGGGCUCAAACUCUCCAAGGUGGUGGUUGUUGGUGAUCUCUACGUGGGGAAGACCAGCCUCAUCCACAGGUUUUGCAAGAAUGUGUUCGACCGAGACUACAAGGCCACCAUCGGGGUCGACUUCGAGAUCGAGCGCUUUGAGAUCGCGGGGGUCCCCUACAGCCUGCAGAUCUGGGACACGGCGGGGCAAGAGAAGUUCAAAUGCAUCGCAUCGGCCUACUACCGGGGCGCCCAGGUGAUCAUCACGGCCUUUGACCUCACCGACGUGCAGACUCUGGAACACACCAGGCAGUGGCUGGAGGACGCACUGAGGGAGAACGAGGCCGGCUCCUGCUUCAUCUUCCUCGUGGGAACCAAGAAGGACCUUCUGUCAGCGGCGGCAUGUGAGCAGGCCGAAGCCGAGGCCGUGCACCUGGCCAACGAGAUGCAGGCCGAGUACUGGUCGGUGUCGGCCAAGACGGGGGAGAACGUGAAGGCCUUCUUUAGCCGCGUAGCUGCCCUGGCGUUCGAGCAGUCGGUGCUGCAGGACCUGGAAAAGCACAGCAGUUCUCGGCUGCAGGUCGGCGAUGGAGACCUCAUCCGAGUGGAGGGAGGUCCCCCUGAGACGCAGGAGAGCAAGAGUCCCUCCAGCCUGGGUUGCUGUUAGCUGGGGCCUGCACCAGAGACCGUGCUGCCUUCCAUGUGCACGGGCAGCGGCUUCUGUGACUGUGGGGUGCUGAUGUGGUGCCCAAGCUCUGCAGCACGUGGAGGGCCUGUGUGCUGGUCCUUCCAACCCUACCCAAAGUGCUGAGCUCCAGAAC